Messenger RNA from Poecile atricapillus (Black-capped chickadee), 1814 nucleotides. RefSeq names its product cysteine sulfinic acid decarboxylase (gene CSAD). Gene Ontology annotation, molecular function: pyridoxal phosphate binding; sulfinoalanine decarboxylase activity. Bases 167 to 1666 code for a protein of 499 amino acids. NCBI's taxonomy places the organism in Eukaryota, Metazoa, Chordata, Aves, Passeriformes, Paridae. The transcript is spliced from 15 exons. Gene Ontology annotation, cellular component: cytoplasm. The record is from RefSeq and is a predicted model, not a curated record. Gene Ontology annotation, biological process: carboxylic acid metabolic process.
GAGCUUGAUCCAGGUGAUCCUGAUCCCAGGAAAAGCUUCUCCUGGGAGCACCUAAUUCUGAGACCACCUGGUCCCAGGAUCACCUCAUCCCAGGAGAACCUGGUCCUGGCAGCACCUGAUCCUGGAAAAUUCCAGCUGGCAGAGGGUGUCCCUGUGUUCUCCUGCCAUGGCUGAGCCCUCUGGGAUUGGGGACAGCAUCCCAUUGGAUGAUCCCGGUCUGGACAUCGCCGCUGGGGAGGAAUUCCUGCAGGAAGUGUUCCAGAUCCUGUUGGAGGAGGGCGUGCGGAAGAGCAUGGACGUGACACAGAAGGUGUGUGACUGGAAGGAGCCGCAAGAGCUGCGGGAGUUGCUGGAUCUGGAGCUCCGGAGCGACGGGGAGGGGCGGGAGCGGCUCCUGCAGCGCUGCCGGGACGUGCUGCGCCUCAGCGUCCGCACCGGUCACCCCCGGUUCUUCAACCAGCUUUUCUCAGGGCUGGACCACCACGCCCUGGCUGGGCGGUUCCUCACCGAGACCCUCAACACGAGCCCAUACACAUAUGAGGUGGCCCCAGUGCUGGUGCUGAUGGAGGAGCAGGUCCUGGCCAAGCUCCGAGAACUUGUGGGGUGGAGCAGCGGUGAUGGGAUCUUUGCUCCCGGGGGCUCUAUGUCCAACAUGUUGGCCAUGAACGUGGCGCGAUUCCAGCGUUUCCCAGAGAGCCGGAGCAGAGGGAACUGGGACCUGCCUCGCUUGGGCCUGUUUGCAUCCCAGGAGAGCCAUUAUUCCAUCCUGAAAGGAGCUGCUCUCCUGGGAAUUGGCACAGACAAUGUUCACCUGGUGCGGACAGAUGAGAGGGGGAAGAUGAUCCCAGAAGAGCUGGAGAAGGAGAUCCAGAGGGUGAAAGCUGAGGGCUCAGAGCCCCUCUUCGUGUGUGCCACAAGUGGCACCACUGUCCUGGGUGCCUUCGACCCGCUGGACGCCAUCGCCGACGUCUGUGCCCGCCAUGGGCUGUGGCUGCACGUGGAUGCGGCAUGGGGGGGCAGUGCCCUCCUCUCCCCCCAACUCCGUCACCUUCUUGCUGGCAUCCACAGAGCCGACUCAGUGACCUGGAACCCCCACAAGCUGUUGAUGGUGGGGCUGCAGUGCUCAGCAUUCCUGCUCCGUGACAGCUCUGGGCUCCUGCAGCGCUGCCACGGUGUGGGGGCCUCGUACCUGUUCCAGCGGGACAAGUUCUAUGAUGUGUCCCUGGACACAGGGGACAAGAGCCCCCAGUGUGGCCGCCGCGCCGACGGCCUCAAGCUCUGGAUCCUCUGGAAAGCCGUGGGAACCUGGGGACUGGGACAGCGUGUGGAGCGGGCAUUUGCUGCUACUCGGUAUCUGCUGGAGCAGGUGAAGAGGAGGGAGGGAUUCCAGCUGGUGACAGAGCCGGAAUUCAUCAACCUCUGCUUCUGGUUCAUCCCACCCAGCCUGCGGGGCCAAGAAAGCUCUCCGGAAUUCUGGGACAAACUGGGAAAGGUGGCCCCAGCCAUCAAGGAAAAGAUGAUCCGGAGGGGCUCCAUGAUGGUGGGAUACCAACCUCAUGGAUCCCGGGUCAACUUUUUCCGACAAAUUAUCACCAAUCCUGCUGUCACCCGCCAGGACCUGGACUUCUUCCUGGAUGAGAUCCAGGAAUUGGGAUGGGAUCUGUGAGCACUCCCAAAAACUCCAAUGAAAGACCCCCAAACCUGCCCACCAUCCCUGAGGAAGAGGGGAGCAGAGUCUUGAUUAUCUCCCCAUAUUCCAAAAUGGAAAUGUCCCCAAAAUUCCACACUUAUGGAAUACACCAGCAUUUUAUGGU